Molecule: messenger RNA, 925 nt
Organism: Rhodamnia argentea
Lineage: Eukaryota; Viridiplantae; Streptophyta; Magnoliopsida; Myrtales; Myrtaceae
Product: T-complex protein 1 subunit beta-like
Exons: 7
Coding region: 11-925 (304 amino acids)
Biological process (GO): protein folding
Cellular component (GO): chaperonin-containing T-complex
Molecular function (GO): ATP hydrolysis activity; ATP-dependent protein folding chaperone; ATP binding
Source: RefSeq, a predicted model, not a curated record
UGUUGGAGCAAUGGCAAUUGCAGACUUGGUCAAGACCACCUCAGGUCCAAAGGGAAUGGAUAAGAUUCUGCAAUCAACAGGCAGAGGCCGGGAAGUUACUGUUACAAAUGAUGGUGCCACCAUCUUAAUAUCUCUUCAUAUUGACAAUCCGGCCGCUAAAGUCCUUGUCGAAAUCUCUAAAGUUCAAGAUGAUGAAGUUGACGAUGGGACUACAUCGGUUAUUGUUUUGGCUGGAGAACUUCUACGUGAGGCAGAGAAGCUGGUCAAUGCAAAGAUACACCCAAUGACGAUAAUUUCUGGAUAUCGAAUGGUAGCUGAAUGUGCAUGUGAUGUUCUAUUACAGAGGGCAAUGGAUAACAAAGACGAUGCAGAGAAAUUUACGUCUGACUUGAUGAAGAUUGCAAAGACUACUUUGAGUUCCAUAAUAUUAUCUCAAGAUAAGGAACAGUUUGCCCAGUUGGCUGUUGAUGCUGUUAUGAGGCUAAAGGGCAGCACAAACUUAGAUCAAGGAAAUGCUAACCUUUCCAGGUUAGUGCAGAGCUUAAGCCAGAAAAGUGUGAUCAGUGGUUCAAUGGUUCAAGGGUCCAGUAUCAUUAAGAGGUUGUUCAAUCAGCCUUUGCCGUGUACACCAAAUAAAUCAUCGGUUCCGAAAACGCUGCCACAAGGGAUUUCUUCUCCAACUGGAAAAUGCGCAUCCUCAAUUGAAGUGUCUUCAAAUGGGGGCUGCAGUAACAGUACCACACCUCAAGAGGCUACCCCAACUCACUGCACUUGUCUGUUAGAGAUUGCGUUGUUGCGACUUCUGAAGUGGAAGGCCCGGUGGCGGUCACUCGUGGACUCCGCCAUUGGACUCGCCAGAGAUGUUGCGGUCGAGGGGCGGCGCAAUGGCAAGGUAGAGGAGAUGGAGCGUGUGAAGCGAGGGUAA